Molecule: messenger RNA, 717 nt
Organism: Metschnikowia bicuspidata var. bicuspidata NRRL YB-4993
Lineage: Eukaryota; Fungi; Ascomycota; Pichiomycetes; Serinales; Metschnikowiaceae
Product: phosphoglycerate mutase-like protein
Exons: 1
Coding region: 1-717 (238 amino acids)
Biological process (GO): ribose phosphate biosynthetic process
Molecular function (GO): sedoheptulose-bisphosphatase activity
Source: RefSeq, a predicted model, not a curated record
AUGCCUACACCUAGACUUAUUUUUGUACGUCAUGGCCAGACCGAAUGGUCCAAAUCGGGACAAUACACUUCAGUUACCGACUUGGAGCUCACCAAAUUCGGUGUUUCUCAGAUGAGAAAUACAGGCAAGCAUUUGAUCGGCAACACGCCCUUCCAGAUGAUCAAGCCUGCAGACCUCAAGUUGAUUAUCACGUCGCCAAGAAAAAGGGCCAAGCAGACGGCCGAUUUGUUGCUCGAAAGCUUAGAUGACGAAGCCAAGGCGAACAUCUCGAUUUCGGAGGAUAACGAUUUGAGAGAGUGGGAAUAUGGCGAUUACGAGGGGCUCACAACGCCCCAGAUUCUCGAUUUGCGCAAGCAGAGGGGACUUGACCAGGAUGGCGUGCGCUGGACGAUUUUCCAAAAGGGCUGCGAGAAUGGCGAGGACCAUCUUCAGGUGACAGAGAGAAUCGACCGUUUGAUCGCCCGGAUCCGGACCGUACACGCCAAAGCCAUUGAAGAUAAUGCAGCAUGUGAUGUUUUGAUUGUGGCACACGGCCAUAUUCUCCGUUGCUUUGCCGCAAGAUGGGUUGGCAGGCCGCUUAAUGUGAACCCAGACAUGGUUUUGGAUGCUGGCGGAGUAGGUGUUUUGAGUUACCAACACUGCAACAUCAACGAACCUGCCUUUUAUUUAUCUGGUGCGUUCACAGUGCCAGUUGAUCAGGAGGAAUCGGAGCAGUAG